Messenger RNA from Diaporthe batatas, 768 nucleotides. RefSeq lists its product as uncharacterized. The coding region runs from base 1 to 768 and encodes 255 amino acids. Lineage: Eukaryota; Fungi; Ascomycota; Sordariomycetes; Diaporthales; Diaporthaceae. The record is from RefSeq and is a predicted model, not a curated record. The transcript is spliced from 2 exons.
AUGGCAAGCAUCAGAACAUCCAUCGUUCUCCUAUAUAUUCAUCUGUUUUCUACAGACAACAGGUUCUGCAUUGCCUGCUACACCAUCCUCGCAAUCAAUGGCCUUUGGUUCAUCGCCGACAUGUGCGUGGUCUGGCUGAUCUGCCUGCCAGCUAAGAGCUACUGGGAGUCGUCGAUUCAGCCCCAUUGUGGAAACAUUUCAGCGGCAUAUCUUGCAAUACAUGUCAGCAAUUUGUUUGUUGAUGUUCUCGUCGCUGCCCUGCCUGCGCAAGUAUUGUGGCACUUGCAGAUGCCAGUGACAAGGAAACUUGGAAUCAUGGCGAUGUUCGCCCUUGUUGCACUGAUUUGCUCCAUUGCGAUAGCUCGAAUCGCGACGUGGAAAAUUGCCUUGGGUCUUACUAGUGACGACUUCACAUACACCGGCACGACUCUAUACCUCUUCAGCGCCAUCGACGUAUCCGUGUUGUGUGCCCUCGCAUGCAUGCCUCUGCUGAAACCAGUAGGCGAGAAGCUUGCUUCAUCGUCAGCGGUUGCUUGGACAAGGACUUUGUUCCAAAGUCUUCAGUCACGUGCAAUGAAGGUCUCAAAAGGAAAUCAGGACUGGGCGAAAUCACGCAGUGGUGGAGAACCGUACCGUGGACCCCCGGAAGCCGAUGGUAUCUCAAGGUCAUCUGGAAGUUUGACAAGCCGCGAACUAGGCUUGUCCACGAAUCAUCGGGUGGAGCAGGACACAUAUCUGAGCAACGACUCCCUUGAAAUGGAGCCGUGA